AAAGGUCUGUGGGGGAGCCGGUGAGCAUCCUGCCGGAGGGCAGCUCCCACCUCGGCCUGGCUGAACCCCGGAAGGCAGCGGCCAGGAGGCUGGGCCGGGGCGGAGCAUAAUACCGGGUUCCCGGCCCGCUCUCUGUCACGGUGCAAGCCCCGCCCCGGCCCGGGUCCCGAGUCCCGCCCUCAGGGAAGGCUCCGUUUCCCCUGCCCGGGUGUCUGUGCAGAGCCGCUGCCGCUGGUCUCCCCAUGGCGAGCUGCUUCCGCGGCCCCCUCUCGGGGCGCCGCUCGCUGCCGGUGCUCCUGCUGCUGCUCCGCGUCUCCCUCGCGCAGGAGAGGGCGGCGGCCACGUCCCUGCUGAGCGGCUAUUUCGGGACCAAGUCCCGGUACGAGGAGGUGAAUCAGCACCUGCUGCGGGACCCUCUCUCCCUGGGGCUCCCGGACCCGGGGUACCUGCUGCCCUCCGCCGCCUGCGCCCCGCUGCAGCUCCGCGCCCUCAUCCGCCACGGCACACGCUUCCCCACCGAGAAGCAGAUCCGCAAGCUGGGCCACCUGCACCGCCUGCUCCGCAGCCAGGAGCGGCCCUGCCCCGCCGCGCAGCGGCUCGCCCGCUGGGACAUGUGGUACCAGCCCGACAUGGACGGGAAGCUGGCGCCCAAGGGCCGCCUCGACAUGGAGCAGCUGGCCAGGCGUCUGGCCGCCCGCUUCCCGGGCCUGCUGGCGCCGCAGCGCCGCUUCGCCUUCGCCAGCAGCUCCAAGCACCGGUGCGUGGACAGCAGCGCCGCCUUCCGCAAGGGGCUGCCGCUGCAGGGCCCGGCCCGAGGUAAUGGAGCGGGAAAGGCUGGCCUGGGUGCCCCGGCGAACACACGGGGCGGUGGAGGGAGUACAGGGGGCCCGCCCCGGGACUGGCCUGGGGGCCUUUGGGCCUCAGCACACACCAGUGGCGCAGAUAUUGAGAAAGAGACAACUGAGAUUAAUGACAAAUUAAUGAGGUUCUUUGAUCAUUGUGAGAGGUUUGUAACCUGCGUAGAAGAGAACGCAACAGCUAUGUACGAAGUGGAUGCCUUCAAACAGGGUCCUGAGAUGAAAAGGGUUUUGGAAAAAAUUGCGGCUACUUUGUGUGUACCAGUGCGUGAUUUAAAUGCAGAUUUGGUUCAAGUUGCUUUUUUUACCUGUUCGUUCGAGUUAGCUAUUAAAAAUGUGAAUUCUCCCUGGUGCUCACUCUUCAAUGAAGAUGAUGCUAAGGUACUAGAAUACCUGAAUGACCUAAAGCAGUACUGGAAGAGAGGAUAUGGGUAUGAUAUCAACAGUCGUUCCAGCUGUAUUUUAUUUCAAGAUAUCUUCAAACACUUGGACAAAGCCAUUGCAGAGAAAAGAAGGUUCCAUGCCCUUUCUUCACCUGUAAUCCUGCAAUUUGGACAUGCAGAGACCCUUCAGCCACUGCUUGCUCUAAUGGGUUUCUUCAAGGAUGAGGAGCCCCUUGCCGCUAACAAUUACGAAAAACCAAUGCAUCGGAAGUUUCGUAGUGGUCGCAUUGUGCCUAUGCCUCAAACUGAUAUUGUGCUUUAUCACUGUGCCAAGCUAAGACCCCUGAGGAUGGAGUACCAAGUACAGAGACUGUUGAAUGAAAAGCUGCUGCCAUUUCCUCACUCAGAGGAAACCGUGUCUCUGUACACGGAUCUGAAACAUUAUAAGGACAUCCUUCAAACUGCCACUUCAGUGAAGAAUGUAAUGAUCAAAAACUAAUGAUACUUCCACUGACGAACUGUUGAGGGAGCAGAAUAGAGCAAAUAUCAUGGAAAUUGAUUUCUGGUAGGCAGUUUGGUUUGUGUGGUGAACAAGUGUUUCUCAUCAGUGUUGGUUUUUUAUUUCCUGCUCAUAUAUUCACAUUCUUCUCUUACAUCUCCAGACUGAUGAUAAAUGCUUAUCCUAUGUCUUAAUUCAGGAUUUCUUACAAUUCUAAGCAUAUAUGUCCUAUUGCAUGAGCACAAUUUUGAAAAUAAUUUCUUUAUUAACUGGCUGUGGGGAUAAGCUUGUUUACAAAUAUGAAGAUGCAAGUAAAGUAUAUUUCUACAUUUAUAUGCAUUAACUAUAUAAUUAUUUAUAUUAUUCCUGUUUUCUAAGCUUGCACAGUAGAUCGGUUUAGUGGACCAGGACACUUUAGCUUACCAGAACGGCACUUAAUGGGACUGAUGGCAUUUCCCUCUCAUCUGACUCCCCCUUUCUAUCCUUCCUUCUGUUUCUUAGUGUUUCUGUGAUGUCUCAGGCAUAAAAUGAUCCUCUCCUAUUUGCUUAUUUACAGCUAGAUGUUGGCUGCCCUUUCAGGGUUCAGAAGGAAAAGGCGCAAAGUGCUUUCAUCUCUCCAACCACUGUCUAGGCAGGAGUCAGUCAUGAGUCUAAUUCCUGCACUCUUCUGAGCAUAGCAACUUCCUUGGAUAGUGCACCAAGGGGUAUUAUCCACCCAAAAAGACACAGGGAGUUGAAUUUCCAUGGCAUAUAAAGCUUCUGCCUACCUGCCAGAGCUAAUUGGUCCCUGAGGGAAGUGUGUCCUGAAUUUUCUGAAGCCGUGCAAUGGCUGUUGCUCUAGAGAUGUACAAUUCUCUGCCAGUCUUAUAGGUCUCCUUCAAUUUCAUACUGUUCUUGUUUAACAGUUCAGGUUAGGCAUAUGAAUAUUGCCUGUUUGGCCCCAUUCAGACUGGAUUUCCUCAUCCUCUGACAAGUGGUGGUGAUAGUAUAGUCUAAUAACUAUCAGGCAGGGAUUUUUUAUAUUGUUCUGGAACCAAAUGCUAUCGUUAUAUUAGCCACCUUGGGCUUUUUGGGUAUGUCUACUCUGCAACUGGAGUGUCCUUCCAGCUUGGGUCAACAGACAUGAACUAGUUCUGCUUGAGCUAGCGUGCUAAACAGCAGUGUAGCCAAGAGUAGCAUGGGUGGCAGCUUGAGCUAACCACCUGAGUACUAACCCACUGGACACCCUGGGUUCAUACAUGUUUGGCUAGUCCAAGCUCCUACCUGUGCGGCCUCCAGCUACACUGAUGGUUUUGCAUGCAGCUCGAGCAGAGCUAACAUAUGUCUGUCUACCUGAGCUGGGGAAGCACACUCCAAAGUGCAGUGGAGAUGUACCCCCUGUCUAUGUGCCAGCCAAUCCUUGAAACAGGACUGCUUUUUCUAAAAGAAUGGACUACUUGUUCCUUGAAUACAGUAUUGCUAAUUUUUAAAGGAGAUUGCACCUGUAUUGAAGUAGGAUUAUUUGCCACUGAAAAAAUGUAAAAUACUGGAAAGAAAAUUUUAAUAUAAAAAAUGCAGAUAGUUACAAAGAAUAAGUGUCUGAAUAGAAUACAGAUACUGAAAACAGUCAAUAGAAUCCUUAUCAUGAUUGUCUCAUUAGGCAGAUCAGAUUGAGAAACGUCAAGACCCAUAGAAAACCAAUGAAACUCGAGCAGUUGCAAAAUUACAAGGAGUAAAAUUCUAAGUGCCUAAAUCCCACUGAGUUCACUUAGGUGCUCUUGAAAAUUUUGCUCAUGUAUUCUGUUGUUUGCAAGUCAUAUUGGUUAAUUGAAUGAGGAGGGUCAAAUGAGAUGAUAAAAUAACUUUUUGGAAAUAUAAAAUUUGAACUCAAAAUAAUUUUGAAAUAAUUUGAUUUUUAAUACGUUCUAAUGGAACCAUACCUAUAUUUUCAUCGUUUCAAUCUGUUUACAAGGCUUAGCAUUAUGCUGGGCAGUACAAUGCUGUAUUAUAAAUGUGCCAAUCUCAAAGAAGGACUUGUCACUGAAUGGAAUUACUAAAACGGUGGGUAUUUCUAAACAUUUGGAAACAUUCUUAGUGAAAUAUUAGUACCUUAGUAAAGCUAAAUCACUGCACGUUAUUUUUUAAGUGAAUCAAGUACUGAUAGGAUGGAUAAGAACAUCAUUUAUACUGAAGCAAAUGUGACAAAGAAAUGAACUGUCAGUAUUUGUAUGAUCUUUUCUGUUUUAUCUCCAUCUUCAUAUCAGCUUUUUCUCUUGCUUGAUCCUAUAUUGAAGCUAUAGUAGUAUAUGACUUCAGUUAUUGUCAUAAUAGCAUUUCAUAAUACUCAUUAUUAUGGGCUUCACUGCAGGAGCAAGUGGGAGAAAAGCUAUGAAGAAUUAAACUUUUUCUAAACACACUUAGCUUAAAUACAAAGUAAGCAUAAGCAAUUAUGAAAAGCCCCCUGAAACAAAUAAUCUUCUAUUCCAGUAGUGAUUCACCUUGUUUUAAUGAGACUGUGUUCUGCUUUGGAACCUAUGGGUUGAAAUGUUUUCCUCAUUGAAGGUUGGAAGUUUUUUCCACUUCUAGGAGCCAGGAUUUUACCCUAUGAAGUUUAUUAAAAGGGAUCAGAUGACAAAAUUGGAGUAUAUAGACAAAUGGACAUAAGCCUCCUAUAACUAAAGCAGCCGCCUUUUUCAUUCACUUAAAUUUGCUCCAAGAUGGAGGUACUACUGAGUCGUCCCAUCCACUGUAGUGCGUGGAGGCUUUUUUUCGGGGGGGGGGGAACAGGGAGGGGAAUGUGUAAAGGGAAGCAGAGGUGCGUUCUUUUUUUCAGCGGAGGACAAUUCAGUAGUGUCCUGCCAGUCAAUCAGUGUGCUGGGUGGAAAAUCAGUUUGAAUAAUUGAAAUUGUGCUAUUUUGAUACUGCUGUAUUAUGUGUAAGGUGUUUUGGAAAACUGAAGCUUGAUUUACUUGUUUGGCAUAAUCAGAUGUAUGUUUUUGGAGCUCAUUAUUUCAGACAGUGAUUUAAUUUGCAGAAUUCUAAUAAAAGGUUACCGAUGCAAAUGUAUAUUUGAAAAUGUACUACAUGAAUGUUGUAACUGCUCCUUAAGAUUUUAACUUCGGUUGGGUGAUUUAGUGUAACCUGUAAAUUUAACAUAACUUGCUGUUUAGUAAAUGAAAAAGGAAACUAAGAAA
Dermochelys coriacea (leatherback sea turtle) is the source of this 4912-nucleotide messenger RNA. RefSeq names its product multiple inositol-polyphosphate phosphatase 1 (gene MINPP1). Gene Ontology annotation, molecular function: acid phosphatase activity; inositol phosphate phosphatase activity. NCBI's taxonomy places the organism in Eukaryota, Metazoa, Chordata, Testudines, Dermochelyidae. The record is from RefSeq and is a predicted model, not a curated record.